Fonsecaea multimorphosa CBS 102226 is the source of this 1485-nucleotide messenger RNA. RefSeq lists its product as uncharacterized. The transcript has a single exon. Gene Ontology annotation, molecular function: dihydrofolate reductase activity; NADP binding. Gene Ontology annotation, biological process: dihydrofolate metabolic process; tetrahydrofolate biosynthetic process; glycine biosynthetic process. NCBI's taxonomy places the organism in Eukaryota, Fungi, Ascomycota, Eurotiomycetes, Chaetothyriales, Herpotrichiellaceae. The record is from RefSeq and is a predicted model, not a curated record. Gene Ontology annotation, cellular component: mitochondrion. The coding region runs from base 1 to 1485 and encodes 494 amino acids.
AUGUCUGUGCCAACACCACCAUCAACCACGCUCUCGGAACCACCAUCACCCACGGAGCUGGCCACGCCAAGACUGCCCCCGAACUACGACAGCGACAGCGAGGAAGAGAGAGGAGAGGGACAAGAUCCAGAAAUGCUCUCGCCGUCAUCAAAACGCAUCAUCAAAACGACCACGACCAUCGUCACGCCCAUCUUCAUCCGUCCCAAGCCCAUCUACAUCAUCGUCGCGACGUCGCUGAAUCCGCCCAUGGGCAUCGGUCACCAGGGUAAGCUGCCCUGGCCGCCGAUCAGGGCCGACAUGGCCUUUUUCAAAACCGUCACCUCUCACGGCCCCGAAGCAGCCGCCAAGAUCGGUUCGCAACAGGCAGUGUCUUCCGCCUCUUCUUCGUCGGUCGCGACGGCUACGGCACCGACAGGGCUGAGGACGCUAAAUGCCGUGGUCAUGGGCCGCAAGACCUGGGAGAGCAUCCCUCCGAAAUUCCGACCGCUGGCCGGCAGACUGAAUGUGAUCAUCACACGUUCAGAUUCCGAGGAGCUAGGGAGGAAGAUUCUUGACGAAUUGAAAUCUGCUACCGCUACCGCUACCGGGGAAGCCGAUGCCGCGUCGUCGCAGUGGGAGCUACAUACCCUCCCACCGCCGAAGCCAAGUGUGCGGAUCAAAUUGAAUUCGACAUCCAAGAGCAGACCAACCCAGAGACGGCCCAGCACCAUCCUCGUCCCGCCAACUUCCACAUCAUCACAAGGUGCUGCGUCGAUAUCACCAAUCCUCAUCUCCGCCUCCCUGCCUUCGACAUUAUCCCUGCUCUCCUCACAAGCACCCAUCCACAUACCGACGCCCGACACAACCACCGCGCCUACUUCCGCCCCGGGACCGGGAUCGCGGGACCACAAUACCCCGCCGUUGUCUCUAUCAAUCCACAAGAUCUUCUGCAUCGGCGGCGCCGAGAUCUACCGACAAGUCCUCUCCCUCUCGUCCGCCAACUUACACACACCCACCACCCCCGCGGGCAGCGAAACGGGCACGGACACCGAGGGCGAAACCGCUGGGGGCGCCGCCGGCGGUGGCGGCGGGGAAGGCAAACAUUUCGACGUGAGAAUCCUGCAGACGCAGAUCCGCCGGAUACCACAAACCGCGAGCGCGACAGAUGAUGGUGGUGGUGGCGAUGGGAAUGACUUUGAGUGCGACACCUUCUUCCCCGACCUGUUGCCUUCGCCUCACUCCGGCGUCAAGUCCGCCAAAUGGAAACACGUCUCGCAAUCCAAGGUUCAGGAAUGGGUCGGAGGAGACGACGUCGAGCUGCCUCAGCAUUUGGGGAGACGGAAAGAAAGCAUUGCCGAUGCUAAUACUGUACACGAUGAGAGCGAUGAGGAGGACAACGAAGAGGAGGAAGACGUCACGCCGGCGGACAUCAGUGGUAAGGAAAUGUGGCUCAAGGAUGACAAGGCUGGAGUGGAGAUUCGGGUGGUUGGCUGGGAACGACGGUGA